AUUGGUUCACACGCCCGGAAGCAAAUAGUGUAAAUAAACGAAUGAGGCAGUGUUUCGAAUUAGUCACGCGUUUGCAACUUCGCUGGGACGUGUUAAUUAAUGUUUUUUAAGAUCUCAGUGAAGAAAUAAUAACACGAUUAGGGUAUAGCUUGCUUUUUGUUACCGUCCUCCAGCAGGCUUUUGGACUAGCGCGGAGCCAGCAAUAUGGUCCUGUCGUCCUCCCAGCAGCUGGUGGUCGCUUUCACAGCCGUGCUCUUCGUGUUUGUCGUGUUCCCCAGGAUGUUCAGCGGUGGCAGCGGCGAGUCGAGAGAGGCGAGGAACUUGGAUCCACGGUUCAGCAGGAAAGCUGGCACCGGUCCUGGUUCUGCAAGACCGCACCAGUUCAGCAUGAAUGGCCCAGAUUCAAAGGCGCAGACCCUAGAAAACAUGCAGCAGAUGAGGAAGAUGAUGGAGAAGGAGCUCAAGAGUGAAAAGUACAGGUCGAAUAGUAAGGGCUACGUGUUUACUCUCAUGCCUCUGUACGCCAUUGGAGUCGGUGUCUUUGCUGCAUACAAGUUUAUAAAGAUAAAGUCCAAAGAAGAUUCUAAAGCUGAAAAGGAAAAAACAGCCAAAGGGGCAAAGAAAUCUGCAGAGACUGAAAACCAGCUGAAUGAACUUGAGCAACGUCUUGCACAAACAGAGAAGAUGCUAAAUUCGAUCCUAACGCAGCUAGAUCCUUUGACCAAUUGUGUCAAAUCUGUGGCAUCUGAACAGAAGAAUGAAAUCAUGUCACAACUGCAGUCCAUCAGACACCUCAUGAAGAAGAGAGGCAUGGACUGCCCGCUCAUGAACCCUGAAGAGUCCUCAUGUGGGAAGAACUUGGAAGACCUCAUUGAAUCGCUGUCAGCACAGGGGGCCUGGACUGAAGCCCCCACAUCUGAGUGUUGGAAGAACUCUUGGGAUGAGAAGCUGGAGAACUGUGAUUUGGAGCACCAGGUUGAAGAAGAAACAGAACAUGAGGAAGACUGGGAAACCAAUGAUGCUACAGUCUUCUGUGAAGGUUCCCAUGACAACAGUGGAGGGGAUGUGGGGGCAGCAGAGAAAGGCACAGAGGUGACAUCAGCCACAGUGCUGAGGAGACGCAACAGGCUUGAAUGAAGGCUGUUUUCUUACUAAAUCUGUGAUUCUAAAUAUUUAUUUUCGGUUCCGCGUUGCCACUGCAGAUGCUUGAUGUAACGGAUGCAGAUGUUGGCAAAAAUCAAAUUUCAGCGGUAAGGUCUAUGCAAGACACAGUUGUUUUAUUCUUUCCCUGAACUUGGCACCCCUGGAAGGUAAUUUUAGAAUCCCAGUUAAAAUGGAAAGAGUGCAAAAUCAUUAUGUUAUGGCAGUUUUAGUUUUAUUAAUGAAAGUCUUUAAAUGCAAACUCUACUGCAAGAAUAUGAAUGAAAUGGUAUGAGCCUUUUGAAAUAUGAAUGCUUGAAAAAAUGCAUGCAGUUACCACUAGCAAUAGAUUGAAAUAAAAGGUAAGACCAUAUCUAUUAUUUAUAAAAUUGAAUUGAAUGCAAGAUUUUAAAUCCCGAGUUUCCUCUGUGUCUUGUUGUUCAGUCCUAUGCCUUAACUAUAUGAAAUAACUCAGAACCAUGAAUGCAGUGUCUUGCAGCACAUCAUGUCUUCAGUGAAGAGAUAUUGUUGAGGAGGAAAGGGAAAACACAAACACAUUAUCAUCUAGAUCUUUUCAUGUAAUUCUUAUUCAGGUUCUUCUGAAUGUGUGUAUUGCCUGUCCUGCUGUGUUGUCUUAGUGGACAUAUAUGUACUCAGUGGAGCUUUGUGGAAUUGUUUGCUUUACAGGAUGAUGAAAUGAAUGUUCAAUGCCUUAUUGAAAAUAAACUUUGAAAUGU
This is a messenger RNA of Scleropages formosus (Asian bonytongue), 1877 nucleotides long. RefSeq names its product coiled-coil domain-containing protein 107. The record is from RefSeq and is a predicted model, not a curated record. Gene Ontology annotation, cellular component: intracellular membrane-bounded organelle; neuron projection; neuronal cell body. Gene Ontology annotation, biological process: protein localization to cell surface; synaptic transmission, cholinergic. Bases 205 to 1137 code for a protein of 310 amino acids. Lineage: Eukaryota; Metazoa; Chordata; Actinopteri; Osteoglossiformes; Osteoglossidae. The transcript has 6 exons.